CUGAUCCUUUUCAGACCAGUAACAGGGUAAGGCAAGGUAGUUUGCUGUCCCCAAUUUUAUUUAACUUUUAUAUGAAUGAUCUCUCAAAAAAGUUAAGUAUGUGUAGAACGGGUUGCAUGGUUGGAGGUGUUGUAGUGAAUCAUUUAAUGUAUGCAGAUGACCUUGUGGUAUUUAGUCCUAGUUCCGCAGGUCUUCAGCAGCUCUUGAAUGUGUGUUCUGUAUUUGGAGAUCUUUAUGAUGUUAAGUAUAAUGCUGUUAAAAGUGUUAUUAUGAUAUGCCACUCAAAAGAGGACAAGUCCCUUGUAUUUCCUUUUUUUAAGCUAUCUGGUAAUAUUUUAACCAUAUGCAAUGAAGUUAAGUAUCUGGGUCAUAUUAUAAAUGAUUGUUUGACCGAUGAUGGGGAUAUGUAUCGGCAGUGCCGUAUGUUGUAUGUGCAAGCAAAUGUAUUGGCGCGGAAAUUUGGUUCAUGCUCGGAUGGGGUAAAAUUGACUCUAUUUAGAGCAUAUUGUUCCUCUUUGUACACUGCCCACCUAUGGUUUAAUUACAAAAAAGACAGUCUUUGGAAAUUGACUGCGCCUUGAGACUAUUACUGAAAAGGCCUAGAUGGGUAGAAAAUUUCUUCUGCAUGGGCUCUCCUCUGGCUGUUUUCUUGGCAUUGCGAGGGAUCCGACCUGGAAACAAUGGUGUGCAGGAUCACAUUCUCCCCACUUCUAUCUGCAAACGCCUCUUCAACAUAUUCCACCCCACAGACCCUGUGGCAUACAGAUUGGAACCGCUUAUCUUAAAGCACUACAGUAACAUUGCACCUGUUCAAAUCCACUGGUACAACACCACCAGCCCAACACCGUAUGAUCAGAUCCGGCCUACACUGCUCAAUCUCCCAAAGGAGGCCGCUUUUGUUUCAGACUCAGAGAGCAUCACCAGCCCCUGUACCUCCCCGCCUCAGGCCCGCCGGCACUACGGAGAGUCCAUUACCAGCCUGGGCAAGGCCAGCAUCAUGGGUGCCGCAAAUCUUGGAAAGGGAAUCGGAGGAAUCCUGUUUUCCCGUUUUUCCCGUUCCAGUGGCCAGGUGGGUGGAGUGGAGGAGGAGCCAUCAGAUUGUGAGAGUGGAACAUCUGAAGUGGAAAACAUGCCAGAAGGAGAGGAAAGUGCAGCUGUGGCAGAGAGUGAAGAGAAGGACAAACAAGUAGAGGUGGAGAGGAGGGAGGUGGAGCCUGCUAUGUCCAGGUCCACUUCAGCUGUCAUGGACAGCACAUCAUUGGAAUUGGAGAGACGCAUCGACUAUGAGCUGCGGGAGGGCUUGGUGGAGAGCCGCUACUGGUCAGCAGUGACCUCGCACACAGCCUACUGGUGCUCUUAUGAUGUGGCUUUGUUUCUCAUCACCUUCAUGUACCAACCACAAGAGUUGCCUGAACCUGCAGAAGACAACCAUGACAUCUCAUAGCAUAAGUGCAAAUUGACACAUGGUGGGGGUCAGUUCACAUUCUAUUCACAUCUUCUGAAAUGUGAACAGAAAUCCCAGUUUAUGGAACUAGUGAAAGAGACUUCAUUCUUGAUUUCCUAAUUUCUUAAAAUAAUGAUUUGCUUCACACAACUCUGAAAUGUGAAAUAUUAAAUAUACAUAUUAUUAUGAGAGAUAUUGAAGACUAAUAUUUAUUUUGUAUUAUGUUUGUUUUGUUUGACAAAAAUGUUGUGGACAAAUAUGUUUUUAAUAUUGCAAGUUAACCUAAUAUGAACAAACUAUAAUCCAAAUGAUAAUGAUUGGUCCAUCCAUCCAUUCAUUUUCUUUUGCUUAUCCGAGAUCAGGUUGCAGUGGCAACAGGUGCUACUUAAUUAUUUGUUACUAUAAUUUGUGCACAAGGUUAUUUGUUUUCAUUUCAAACUGAAAUUUCAAUAUGUUGUACAGUGGGUACCCACAAAUGGCAAAUGAAAUGACUGAAAGAUUUCAUUUUAAUAUUAGCAGUCCUGGGUUUCCAUAUGCUGUGAGAAGAGUAACCAUUAUGAUUGAAAAUGAAUUGACCCAACACGGACAAGCACAUCCAAAUUAAUUUACAAUACCUGUUUUACUGUAUGUGUUUUACACAAAUUCCUCCCAGUUUACACAGUAUCCUUGAUGUACAUUGAGGUGCUUGUGCUCAAAGCAAUGAGGUGUCACUGUUUCCAACAACCAGCAUUUCAUUUGCAAAGCCCUGCUGUGGGCUGUAUUCACUGAAGGUUACUUGUCUGACCACAGAACUCCGCUGGUACAUGAGUGUGUGAUGGUGUUGUCAUGGUUGGAGACAGUCAUGGGUGUACAGGAUGAAGAGUUUGGGGCUGAGACAGCAACCCU
Messenger RNA from Monopterus albus (swamp eel), 2329 nucleotides. RefSeq names its product phospholipase DDHD1-like. The coding region runs from base 626 to 1444 and encodes 272 amino acids. NCBI's taxonomy places the organism in Eukaryota, Metazoa, Chordata, Actinopteri, Synbranchiformes, Synbranchidae. Gene Ontology annotation, cellular component: cytoplasm. The transcript has 6 exons. Gene Ontology annotation, molecular function: glycerophospholipase activity; metal ion binding. The record is from RefSeq and is a predicted model, not a curated record.